AUGGGAAACGACAUCCAAAAGCCAGAAGCUCAAGAAGAUCCAGAUGAGUUCGACGAUGACAUGGCGAUGGAUCCAUACUCGGAUUACCAGCCUCCCGCGAAAUCCGAUCGAAUCGCCAACCCUCCUCGUCCCCUGACACCAGAGCAUACCAAGCACAAUCACCAGAAUGGAAACGACGACCAGCAAGGAAACCACGAAGACGGAAUCAUCCGAAUCGACGAAAGAGAGGAGCUCUACCGCUCGUACGUCAGAACUGAGCGCGACGAUCGACCAGUCAGCGGACCUUUUGGAAUUCAGCCCCAAAUGAAUGAUUCCGUCGAGCCAGAACCGAUUGCGAAGCGGGGAAAGUUCGGAAAAGAUAGAAGCAAGAAAAGAAGAAAACGAAAUGCAUCUGAAGAAGGCGACGAGUUUUUGAAAGAACUCAGCAAGGAUAGAUAUAGAAAGAGACGGAACUCUAAUAACAUCUGGGCCCCAAAGAGUUUCUUUUACCCAAAUGACUCGUACGAACGAAUCAAGGACGGGCCAAAUCAGGCAAAUGCGAAGAAAAAGAAGAAGAGCUAUUCAAACUACGGGGAAAAAUACUACGAUCAUGACAACCCGCCGAAAGGGAGGACUGAACAGUCGGAUUUCUCGGACGACGAAGGGGGCGCUGCAAAUGAAUCCGCUUUUCGUUCUAGAUUCAAUGAGAAUUCGAAUGAUCAUUCCGAUGAAGCCUCUGAUGGAGAAAUUCAAAAUGCCAAUGGACUCCGCAACCCUGACACUAUCUUCAACGACGACAGACCUAUCAUCAUCGACGAGCGACGAAGAUCUCCAUCGCGCUUCAAGCCAAGGAAAGAAAUGAAAGACAAGGGCAUCCGACUAAUUGAUCAUCGAACAAAAGGAGGAUACGAUAGGCGAGACCGGGGAAGGCAGAAGUCUCCAUGGCCGGCGAGAAAGGAUGACUACAAGAAAAGUGACAAAAACGACAAGAAGGGAAGUCAGAAGGAGGAGAAUUUGAGGAAAUACGAGCUCUGUAAAUAUUAUAUUGCCGGAACAUGUCUGAAGGGAGAACGCUGCCACUACAUGCAUAAAAAUUACCCUUGCAAAUACUACCAUAUCUCCAAAACAUGCCAGAAGAAAAACUGCCUCUUUUCUCAUGAUGAAUUAACCGCUAUCACCGCAAACAUUAUCGAAAAGCUCAAGUCCGACUAUUUCCUCGCCGAUGAUUCACUUGAGCUUGAGUUCAUCAAAGACCGCGGAGUUGAGGCUUUGCCAAAACCACCACCAGGUGUUCCUCUUCUGCCGACGCCUCCCGGCGAGUUGGUUUGUGAGAAGUUCAUUGGAAAGGUUGAUACGCCUGUUCGUCCUCUUGUCCCUUUGCCUGGUGAAACUUGGCCGACUGUGAUGGACUACGAGCCGUAUUUGACUCAAGAAGCGCAUACAAAAGCAGAGAACGUCAUGCGAAACGUUUUGGGAAUUUCGAUCGGCGAAGAGGUUGAUAUCAACGAUGAGACCUCGCAUGAAGUUGGAACGCCUCAGCCAGACGUGGUCGAUGCCGAUUCAAUCGGCUGGAUCAUGUACGAAUGGCACAACAAAACUGAGCCUGUUCCAAUGACUGGCGAUCGUGGAUUGCCCAGCAGAUAUUCUCCUACUGGCCCUGGUCCUAUCAAACCUCUUGGAUCGCCGAGAGGAUAUGAUGAUCGCUCUCCUCCUCGCCAUAACUCUUACAACUUCCCUCCGAUCAGAAAACCUCUCGGAGCAACUGAUGACGAAGAGGAAGAACGAAGAAGAUAUGGAAUGGAUCCGCGAGAUCGACUUACUCCUCCGCCAUUUCUUAGACGAGAUAUGGACGAUAGAAGCUUCAAUCCAAUUGUCAAGCUUCAAGAAGAGCAAGAUCGUAUUGAUCGCUAUGGCCGAGAACAUUCACCUGACCGAUAUCGUGGCCGCUACUCGAGAUCCAGAUCGAGAUCUCCAGAAAGAAGUGGAGGGUGGAAGAAUGAAAGAAGAUCCGAUCGUGAUGAGCGAGAAAAGUAUGGCUUCACAACUCCAAGCUGGGCGAGACCGCCUUCGAGGUCGCCAAGUCCGAAGCCAUAUCGACCGAGGGAAGAGAGACGAUGGCCAAAUUAUGAUUCCUACGACUCGAGGGAUGAUCGAGACAGGAGAAGCCCGCGGUAUUCCCCAAGACGUAGGGAUAGCUACUCGCCUCCUGGAGGAAACAGGACACCGACUCUUGAUGAUGAUCCUUUCGACGAACCAAAGAAACCGAAAUUCGGAAGACAGUACUCUCCCCCUACAGUUGGAGCACGACUUGAUGAAGCGCAAAGAGAUCUGAUAGAAAAUUAUGACGAGCCGUAUGUUCCAAAGCCUCGGAAUCAUCAUGUUCGAGAUGCCAUCGAGGGCGUUCCAAGCAGACCCUAUCGUCGACCAUCAAUGCCCGAGCCUCGGCUCGAAACUUGUCACAUCCCAACAGCAGUUUCUCGAGAAGCUCAAGAUCCUCGCCCCCACCUGCCACCUCCAGCAACACCACCAUCAGAAUUGCCGAUUCCUGACCUGAUCGACCUCGUUGAUUUCCGAGUGACGUUUACUAUCAAUGGCGUGCCCUAUCAAAUGCCCAAUGAUAUCAUCAAAGAUGUUGUGACGGAGAAACCAAAACUUCCCAAUCUUGCCCCUCUGCCGAUGCUGAACAAACAGCAAAGCCCAAAAACAUCCGCUCCCAUGGAUCCCAGAAGACGAUCUAUCUCCAAUCAAAGCCCCGCUACUUCAAGAUCAGAUCACCCCCUGGCCGGGCUCUCCGGCAACACCCCAACAAGGAAGAAGAUUUCCCUAUCAGACUACCGCAAGAAAAGUGACUCGAAACCUGACACUUCACCAGAACCCAGCCUUCCUAUCUCCCUUUAUGGCACUCAAAACUGA
Oikopleura dioica is the source of this 2892-nucleotide messenger RNA. NCBI's taxonomy places the organism in Eukaryota, Metazoa, Chordata, Appendicularia, Copelata, Oikopleuridae. The record is from the annotation of a GenBank genome assembly.